Molecule: messenger RNA, 2663 nt
Organism: Populus euphratica (Euphrates poplar)
Lineage: Eukaryota; Viridiplantae; Streptophyta; Magnoliopsida; Malpighiales; Salicaceae
Exons: 3
Coding region: 509-2272 (587 amino acids)
Source: RefSeq, a predicted model, not a curated record
UCCUUUUUUUGAGUGUUCUUUGAGGAAUUCAAGGUAGUUGUAAGUUUGGACUUGCCAAAAAAGAGUGAACAAAGAGAUGAUGAUGGGUCACUCUUAUCAACUUUAACCUUCAAAUCUCUAAAAUCUUUUUGAGAGUUUGAAAUCUCGUAGUAGUAGUAGUAUAAUUCUUGAGUUUUGUGCCACCACUUAGCUAGCUAGAUCUUAACACUUUUUAUUUUUCUCUUCUUGUUUUGUUUCUUCACAAUCUUGAAAAUCUUGAAUCAACCAUUAUUCUUGCUUUUUGCUUGCUACAUCAAUGCCAAGAAACAUGAUCGUGUGUAUUUUGCCUCAUAAAUAUUCUAGAAUCUCUCAUUGAAACUCCAAAUCUUUCAAAUCUUUGAAAAUCCCUGGAAAACAUUUUUUGAUGCUAGUGAUUAUCUUGUUCCAAUCUUGAGAAUGCUACUAUUGGGUUAUUAGUGAUAAUUUUUAAAGGCAUUUUGCUGAACUGUUGGGAUUGUGAUAUAAUUUUAUGGAGGCAAAAGGCAGAGAGCAGCAGCACUGCAAGGUAAGAAAGAGAGGGAAUUCAUCAUCUUCAUCAUCUUCUUUAGUCCAAAAAUACAGAUUCAAGAGAGCAAUUCUUGUUGGAAAAAGAGGUGGGUCUACGACUCCUGUCCCAACCUGGAUGACAAGCUCAAAAUCUCCAACCUUGGCAAUGCUGAAUGCUGAGUCCACCAAGUGCACACCACCUCAAAAUGGAAGCAAAGCAAAAGAAGUCUCAGUUUCUGCAAGAAAAUUAGCUGCCACUUUGUGGGAAAUCAAUGGAAUGCCUUCUCCAAGAGUUAAGAAGAAUCUGGAAGACAAGAAUGAGUUUAGAAGCAGAGAAAAAGUUACGAGGUUGCCUCAUUUAUCAGAUCCAUCUUAUACUCCUUUUUCAGAGAGGAUGGAGAAAUCUAGAGGCCAUAGUCAUAGGACAAGAACAUCAGCUGUUGCAAAAAGACUUCAGCUUACUGAUUAUCAUCUUGGAGGUUUGGAUUCUGCUAGCAGUGACAGUUUGAUGGAGGUGAUUGAAAGUCAUCCGAAAGGCAAAUCUCGCACAAUUGGAUUUAAAACCUGUUUGAAGGAUGUUAGUGAUGGGAUAACCACUUCCAAAGAACUUUUGAAAGUUUUGAAUCAUGUUUGCGGCCUUGACGAGAAGCACCCAUCAGGCUUAUCUCUUGUCUCCGCCCUUCGGAUUGAGCUUAAUCGAGCCUGCAUUUUGGUCAAUCUAUUGAUCGAAGAACAUCGAUCAAACCACAAUGAGAUUGAGUACCUUAUUAAGCAUUUUGAGGAAGAGAAAGCAGCUUGGAAGAGCAAAGAGCGAGAUAGGAUUCGCAAUGCAAUAGCAUGCAUUGCGGAAGAGCUUGAAGUUGAGAGGAAACUACGAAGGCAAACAGAGAGAUUGAAUAAGAAGCUUGGGAAAGAAUUGGCAGAUACAAAGGUAUCUCUAUCAAAAGCAGUGAAAGAGCUUGAGAGUGAGAAGAGGGCGAAAGAAAUAUUGGAGCAAGUUUGUGAUGAGUUGGCUAGAGGUAUUGAAGAAGACAGAGCUGCGGUGGAAGAAAUGAAAAAAGAAUCUGCAAAGGUGAGGGAGGAGGUGGAGAAGGAAAGGGAAAUGCUUCAGCUUGCUGAUGUAUUGCGUGAAGAAAGAGUCCAGAUGAAGCUUUGUGAGGCCAAGUAUCAUUUUGAGGAGAAAAAUGCAGCUGUGGAGAGGUUAAGAAAUGAGCUUGAGACCUACUUGAAAGAAAAGGCAGGUGCAGAAAACGGUGAUGGUUCUCCAAAUUAUGACAGGAUUAAAGAGCUUGAGGCUUAUUUAAAGGAAAUCCAAUUCGGAACAUGUCAACAGGAUGAGAGGGAAGAAAAUGAAGGGGGUGCAAUAGGAAACGGAGAAGUUCAUGAUGGAGAUGAUUCAGCUGACAGUGAUCUUCAUUCCAUUGAAUUAAACAUGGACAAUAACAGCAGAAGCUACAAAUGGUGUUAUGUUUCUGAAGGUGAUGCUCCAGACAAUCCAAAGUGGUUUUCAGGAGGUAAAGAUUUCAAGGGAAGGAAGUCAAUCUCCGAUAAUAUUCAAUGGGGAAACAUCUGUUUGCAAACAAGAAAUUCCAAUGGUAUUGAUGGUCCUGAUUGUGACUUAAUCAAUGAAAAUCAGGGAAGUCUGAAUAUGCUCUAUAGGGAAAGGUUAUCUGAUCUUAGCCUCCAUUAUCCAGUACAAGAUCACGAAAAUGAAAUCAAGAAAUAUAAAAUAUGUCAAGACUCUUAAAGACCAUUUAUUAUUUGGUUCUAAAAGAUCAUCGACACAGAACUUUUCCAGUCCGACUCCCGUGUGGUGGAAAUCCUUGCCUCUUCAGGAGGCUGGCAGUGUAGUUUCAGAUGAUAGUUCACCUGUGAUACAAGAGGAUAAUUUGAAGCCCAGGAUAGCAUGAAUCAGACGUGAUCGUUGAAUUUCAACAAGCUCCAGACAUUAAACUAGUUCUAAAUUAUGUUUUCUUUUUUCUUUUCCCUGCAGAAAAGCAAUGCUUGCACUUUCUUGUUCAAGCCUUCCCACUGUCAAAUUCAUUUGCAUCAGUCAACUUCUAAAAGCGAAAAUGUAAAUACAAAUCAUUUACAAGCUAUAUGGAUCUGAGAUUACUUGUCAACCAAUACUUAAGUUU